Messenger RNA from Jatropha curcas, 2386 nucleotides. RefSeq lists its product as uncharacterized. The record is from RefSeq and is a predicted model, not a curated record. Lineage: Eukaryota; Viridiplantae; Streptophyta; Magnoliopsida; Malpighiales; Euphorbiaceae.
UAACUCAUAUACAUACAUAUCAACAAGCCACGUCAUCUCUUACGGCAACCUUUGCUUUUCAUAGUAAGAAAAAAAGUGUUUUAAAUCCCCUUUGUAUCAUCAUCCACGCACUCACUGAAAACACUCGGACUGAGGAAACAGAACCGAUGAUGCCCAUAAUUCUAUCUUUACUCUUCCGUUUACUAGUGGCUCCAUCCUGUGCUUCGGCGGACCAUGAACCAUCCGUUAAAACCAGCAUCAUCUUCGCAACACUGGGCAGCAGAUCGGAUUACGCUUUUGAUAUCUUUACUCUUCCUACACAGGGCCCACCUCCUACCCCAGCCAACGAGCUCCAAAUCACCGAUGGUAGAUCGUUAAAUUUCAAUGGUCACUUCCCUUCUCCGUCUUCGUCUCUCCUUUCUCUCUUAUCCAAUCAAACCCUAACAUCGGCCACACAGAACUCAGAACCUGUUAGCCUUGUGUACGUUACAGAGCGGGGUGGAUCAUCAAACAUCUACUACGAUACAGUUUAUUUCAGUAUCCCGCGAAGCACCAGAUUGAGGUCUGCCCUUGAAAUAGAAAUUCCUGUGCGCGUUCAAGUGCCGCUGCUGAAGGGCAUAGAUGGAAUUUCGAUGAAGGAUAAGCCGACUGUGAGUGGAGACUAUCUAAUAUACGUGUCAACUCAUGAGGAUUCGAAAAAGCCAAGGACGAGUUGGGCUGCUGUCUACUCAACUGAGUUGAAAACCGGGUUGACUCGUAGACUCACCCCCUAUGGCAUCGCUGAUUUUAGCCCUGCGGUCUCUCCUUCAGGGCUUUACACGGCAGUGGCGUCUUACGGGGUGAGUGGAUGGAAUGGUGAAGUUGCAGAACUGAGUACUGAUAUUUAUGUGUUCUUGACUCGUGAUGGAACGCACCGUGUCAAGGUUGUUGAACACGGCGGGUGGCCCACUUGGGUUGACGAUUCUACACUAUACUUCCACAGAAGAAGCGGAGAUGGAUGGAUUAGUGUUUACAAAGCGAUUUUACCAAGUAAAACGCCGAUUUCAAUUGAGUCGGUGAUUGUGGAGCGAGUCACUCCAGCGGGUCUUCACGCGUUCACUCCAGCUACUUCUCCAGGUAACAACAAAUUUAUAGCAGUAGCUACGAGAAGACCCAAUUCGGAUUAUCGCCAUAUAGAGCUAUUCGACCUUGUUAAAAACGAGUUUAUUGAGUUAACUAGGUUAGUAUCACCGCAAACUCAUCACUUAAACCCGUUUAUCUCGCCCGAUUCAAGUCGAGUCGGGUACCACAGGUGUAGAGGUGCUUCAAAUGAUAAAAAGAGUAAGCAUUUUGUGUUAGAGAAUCUCAAUAGCCCAGUGCCUGAGAUAUCGCUAUUUAGAAUUGACGGAUCAUUUCCUUCUUGGUCACCGAAAGGUGAUCGCGUCGCUUUUGUUGAAUUUCCGGGUGUUUUUGUUGUCAACCGGGACGGUUCAAACCGGCGACAGGUUUAUCCGAAAUCCGCAUUCUCGACCGUUUGGGAUCCGGUUCGUCCAGGAAUUGUAUACACUAGUGCUGGUCCCGAAUUUGCCAGUGAAAGCACUCAGGUUGAUAUUAUCUCUAUUGAUGUUGAUAAGGGUAAUGUCAAGAAGUUGACCAUUAAUGGUGAAAAUAAUGCAUUUCCUUCAGUUUCGCCGGAUGGGAAAUGGGUCGUGUUCCGAUCGGGUCGAGCGGGUCAUAAGAAUUUGUAUGCAAUGGACGCGGAAGAAGGAGAGAAAGGUGGUAUCCAUAGGUUAACAGAGGGUCCAUGGAGUGACACGAUGUGCAACUGGUCACCAGACGGUGAAUGGAUUGCGUUUGCAUCAGACAGGGAAGACCCUGGUUCAGGAAGCUUCGAGUUGUAUUUGAUCCACCCAAACGGAACCGGAUUAAGGAAGUUGGUUCAAAGCGGGUUGGGUGGUAGAACUAACCACCCGUAUUUCAGCCCGGAUGGAAAGAGUGUAGUAUUCACAACAGAUUAUGCUGGAAUAUCAGCUGAGCCGAUCUCGAACCCACAUCAUUAUCAACCGUACGGGGAAAUCUACACGAUUAAAUUAGACGGCUCUGAUUUGAAGAGGUUGACACAUAAUUCGUUUGAAGAUGGGACCCCAGCAUGGGGUCCUAUAUAUAUUGAGCCAAACGACGUGGAGUGGCCAAACGAGAGACCACAGUGCCAGUUUGAGGACUGUCAUUGGCUUAAUGGAAUGCCAAGCCGAGAUGUUGGGGUUUUGAGUAAGAAUCAAUGCAAAGCAUAGUUUAUAUUUAUUUUCUGCACUGUAAAUGAGAGAAAGAUCAUAUAAAGGCAUAAUGACUGUAUAUUUUAUGUGGUUUUUGUGGAAAGAUUGUAAUUAAAAAAUAAUAUGGGUGUUAUUAUUUAUAUCUGUUUCUUUAA